Mytilinidion resinicola is the source of this 2724-nucleotide messenger RNA. Its product is annotated as ATP-dependent metallopeptidase Hfl. Gene Ontology annotation, cellular component: membrane; m-AAA complex. The transcript has 2 exons. Lineage: Eukaryota; Fungi; Ascomycota; Dothideomycetes; Mytilinidiales; Mytilinidiaceae. The record is from RefSeq and is a predicted model, not a curated record. Gene Ontology annotation, biological process: protein-containing complex assembly; mitochondrial protein processing. Gene Ontology annotation, molecular function: zinc ion binding; ATP-dependent peptidase activity; metalloendopeptidase activity. The coding region runs from base 1 to 2724 and encodes 907 amino acids.
AUGAGCACCCUUCUCCGUCGCUCAGGCCAUUUCGCGCGAUUAUCGAGACAGUCCCUCAACGCCGCCACACGAAACUCGCCAUCAAUACGGCCGGCUGCACCCUUACCACAUUGCGCUUUCGCGCAUCAACGUGUGCGGCGGUAUGCUACCGUUAAGCCACCACCGGAGGAUCCGAAAGACCCUCAGAAUAAGAAAGAUGGAAAAGCACCGGAGGCGAAUGAUGGAAAGGUAGCGGAGGACCAGAACAAGCCUCCGGGCAAGCCAGCAGCUGGGUUCGAGCAAUUUUACAACCAAAGUCCCAUGUCAGCGCCGCAGCCGGGGAAUGCGCCGGAAGGAAAUAAGAACGCUUCGAGUCCUGCGGCGGCGAAACUCACACCCGAGGAGGAGAAGGCCUUGGAUCAGCUCAUGUCCAUUGUGUCAAUGGGCAUGCCAGCAGAGCAGAUCAAGCAUCUGAACAAGGCUUUUGAACUCAUCAAGAAGGACGGCAUACCGCCGGAAGUACGAGAAGAGAUGGACAAGCUCAAGAGGGGCGAACCCAUGGACCUUGCAACCGCCGCAAAGAUAUCUCGCAUGACUUCGCAAAUGGCACGAAAGGCGGCGGAGGAAAGCUCGAGCGCCGAAGAGGAUGGCCCGAAGCAGAAGUCUGGAGCUCACGAUCCUGGCCCACAAUCGAAGGACCAGAAAAAGAAGUCGGACAAGGGAGCUCCCGGCGGACUACCCUAUGAACUCAAUCUGGACACAAGCACGUUCCUUACCGCCGCGUUUGUUGCCUACCUCCUAUACCGCCUGGUGGUACCUGGAGAGAACACCCGGGAAAUAACAUGGCAGGAAUUCAGGACGACCUUUUUGGACAAGGGAUUAGUGGAGAAGGUUGUGAUAUUAAACCAAAGCAGGGCACGAGUACAUCUCCACCGGGAGGCUGUUGCUUCAAUGUACCCAGAGUCGCCUGCUGCACAGCAAAAUUUCUACUACUACUUCACAAUCGGUUCCGUCGAGGCCUUUGAGCGACAGAUGGAGAGAGCACAAGACGACCUUCACAUCCCUAGCACGGAGCGGAUACCUGUUGCUUACUCGAACGAGAUAUCUUGGUUUGCAACAUUGAUGUCAUUCGGUCCCACUCUACUUUUCAUUGGAGCAAUAUUCUACUUCUCGAGACGCGCUGCAUCUGGCGGUGGAGGACAAAGUGGUAUCUUUGGUAUGGGAAAGAGUAGGGCUAAGAAGUUCAACCAUGAAACGGACAUCAAGGUUAAGUUCUCUGACGUUGCUGGUAUGGACGAAGCUAAGACGGAGAUCAUGGAAUUCGUCAGUUUUUUGAAAGAGCCAGGAGUCUACCAGAAGCUUGGUGCCAAGAUCCCCCGUGGAGCUAUUCUAUCCGGACCACCCGGCACAGGUAAGACUUUGCUGGCCAAAGCGACCGCCGGUGAAUCGGGGGUACCCUUCUUCAGUGUCAGUGGCUCUGAGUUUGUGGAAAUGUUCGUAGGUGUUGGUCCUUCCCGCGUACGCGAUCUCUUCGCAAACGCCAGGAAGAACACACCGUGCAUUAUCUUCAUUGACGAAAUUGAUGCCAUUGGAAAAGCUCGUGCGAAGCAAAAUUUUGGAGGUGGGAAUGACGAACGAGAGAGCACUCUCAACCAGAUCCUUACCGAAAUGGAUGGUUUCAACACCUCAGAUCAAGUCGUAGUCCUUGCAGGCACCAACCGACCUGAUGUCCUCGAUAAAGCGCUCAUGCGCCCUGGCCGUUUUGAUAGACAUAUCAGCAUCGACCGCCCCACGAUGGAUGGCCGUAAACAGAUCUUUGCGGUCCAUCUCAAGAAGAUUGUAACCAACGAAGACAUCGAGUUCCUUAUGGGCCGUCUAGCAGCUUUCACACCUGGCUUUUCCGGCGCUGACAUUGCCAACUGCGUCAAUGAAGCUGCCCUAAUUGCCGCCCGCCACCAAGCCGAUUCUGUCAAGAUGGAGCAUUUCGAACAAGCCAUUGAGCGAGUCAUUGGUGGCCUAGAAAAGAAAUCCCUGGUUCUCAACCCCGAGGAGAAGCGCACGGUUGCGUACCACGAAGCUGGGCACGCUAUCUGUGGCUGGUACUUCAAAUACGCCGACCCUCUCCUCAAAGUCUCCAUCAUCCCGCGUGGACAGGGCGCGCUCGGAUAUGCCCAGUAUCUUCCUGCGGGCGACACAUACCUGAUGAACGUUAAUCAGCUUAUGGACCGCAUGGCGAUGACGCUUGGUGGGCGAGUCAGCGAGGAGCUACACUUUGAAACCGUGACAAGCGGCGCGAGUGACGACUUCAAGAAGGUGACGGCUAUGGCUAGUGCUAUGGUCACCAAAUGGGGAAUGACGCGAAAGAUCGGCUACAUCUACUUCGAGGAUGAUUCCAGCCAGCAGCUACACAAGCCCUUUUCCGAGGAAACGGCGAAGAACAUCGACUCUGAGGUUCGCCGGAUUGUCGACGAGGCCUACAAGCAAUGCAAAGACCUUCUCACAGAGAAGAAGCACGAGGUCGGCUUAGUUGCCGAGGAGCUGCUUAAGAAGGAGAUGCUAGGCCGGGACGACAUGAUCAGGCUACUGGGCCCCCGGCCUUUCGAAGAUCCCCAGGACUUCCACAAGUACUUCGGCGGCACCCAUGGCAAAGUCCCGGGUCUGAUUGAGCCAGACGCGGGAGGUGCGGACGCUGGCAAGGGCGUGAAGGGGCCCGUAGUGCCGCCUGCACCAGAGCCGACUGUGUAG